UAAACUGCACUAAUUCUUGACUGCUAGUUUUGUGUCAUAGUAUAUACUCCAUCCAUUUGCAUUGAUGUUGAUGGAAAGAGUUAUCUCCAAAAAUGAAAAACUAUUACCCCGUUCCUCAUACCAAACAUGCGAUAAGGUUUUUCUUUUGUUUCCGAUGCUUAAAAGCCUCAUACUAACCACUUAUCUACCCAUAUUGUUACAUGGAAUUCUUACGCGUUUAGAAUAUUUCUUUGCAAGAAAAGUAGGACUCUGUGAUUACGGGUUAACUGGCAAGAGUGAUGACUUGUUAUAGGCUGAAGUGAUUGAGCCUGCGGUGAAGGGAACUCUUAAUGUUCUUGCUUCGUGUGCAAAAGCUCUGUCUGUCAAACGAGUGAUUUUCACAUCUUCUAUUGCUGCAGUUGUGUACAAUGGAAUGCUAUUUGAUUGCGAAAAUAUUGGCAGAGGAUGCGGCUUGGAAGUUUGCCAAAGAGCACAACAUUGACAUGAUAUCAAUAAAUCCUGCAGGCGUAAUAGGCCCAAUGUUGCAACCAACAAUGAAUAUUACUACUUUUUCCAUUGUUUUUAACUUGAUUAAUGGGUCGGAGACAUAUCGAAAUGCAUCUUUGGGGUUGGUUCAUGUGAAAGACGUUGCUGAAGCACAUAUACGUGCCUUGGAGAUCCCUUCUGCUAAUGGGAGGUAUGUGUUGAGCGAAUCUGUCAUGCAUAAUGCAGUUAUUGUCGAAAUUUUGCGCGAGCUUUACCCAAACCUCAAGCUCCCUAACAAGUGCGAGGAUAAUUUGCCGCUUACGCCAAGUUACAAGAUUUCGAAGGAGAAAGCUAAAACCUUAGGCAUUGAUUACAUUCCCUCGAAAGUUGCUCUCAAGGAAACCGUUGAGUGCUUAAAGGAGAAGUUCAUGUAGAUGUUUGUAUAUAAAUUGAUUGAGGGUGAAUGAUUUCAGCAACAAUACAGGAAUGUAUAUAAUUAUAUGUGUUGGAGAGUGAGGGAUAGCCUAGUGGUUAGAGCUUCUCUCCCGGUUUCAAGAGGUUCUGGGAUUGAUUCUCACUCUUGGCAAGUUGAGAUCGCUUCUCAUCCUUGGCAAAUUGGAAUUCUCUUUAUUCCCCUAACUUGUCAAGGUUUCUCCUUAUUGUUUAUAUAUAUAUAUAUAUAUAUAUAUAUAUAUAUAUAUAUAGGGGAAGGAUCCGCUGAAAACCACUCUUAGGCUGAAAACUGAAAACAAAGUAACUUUUAAGCCCUUUAGGGUAACUUUUAACCCUUUUAGGAUAAUUUUUGUCAGUUUUGGGAUAACUUUAUUAUAUUAAGGAUAGUUCUAUGUAUUUUAAGGGUAACUUUAUUUAUUAUAA
Molecule: messenger RNA, 1341 nt
Organism: Beta vulgaris subsp. vulgaris (sugar beet)
Lineage: Eukaryota; Viridiplantae; Streptophyta; Magnoliopsida; Caryophyllales; Amaranthaceae
Product: phenylacetaldehyde reductase-like
Exons: 4
Coding region: 408-899 (163 amino acids)
Molecular function (GO): oxidoreductase activity, acting on the CH-OH group of donors, NAD or NADP as acceptor
Source: RefSeq, a predicted model, not a curated record